CACUCGCCCGAUUACCGCCUCUACUUUAAGAAUUCAGAGGGUAAAUAUAUUUCUCCAUUUCAUGACAUCCCACUGUUCGCUGGAUCUAAAGAAGAUAAAGAGAUUCCAGCAAAGAGAUCAAAGACUACUGGAAGUGAGGUACUGUUUAAUAUGGUUGUGGAAGUGCCUCGUUGGACAAAUGCAAAAAUGGAGAUUGCCACUGAGGAGCCAUUGAAUCCCAUUAAACAAGAUAUAAAGAAAGGCAAGCUUCGAUAUGUGGCAAAUAUCUUUCCUCACAAGGGUUAUAUAUGGAAUUAUGGUGCCCUCCCUCAGACCUGGGAAGAUCCAAACCACACAGAUAAGAUUACAGGAUGUUGUGGGGAUAAUGAUCCUAUUGAUGUUUGUGAAAUAGGUUCAAAGGUUCGUUCUUCUGGUGAGAUUAUUCAGGUGAAAGUCCUGGGAGUUUUAGCUCUUAUUGAUGAAGGAGAGACAGAUUGGAAGAUAAUUGCUAUCAGUGUGGAUGAUCCAGAAGCCCAGAAAAUCCAUGAUAUUGAUGAUGUCAGGAAGCACAAACCAGGCUACCUUGAGGCUACAAUUGACUGGUUCCGAUCAUAUAAGGUCCCAGAUGGUAAACCAGAAAAUCGCUUUGCGUUUAAUGGAGAAUUUAAAGACAAGGAUUUUGCUGUUGAAAUUAUUAAAUCUACCCAUGAAUACUGGAAAGCUUUGCUUCAUAAAAAAGCUGAUGGAGGUACUAUUAAAUGCACAAAUGUUCUGGUGGGUGAUAGCCCAUUUUGCUGCAGUGAAGAGGAUGCCCAAUCAAUUGUACAAUCGGCACCAGCACCUGUGAAUGGAGAUUCUAUUUCCCCCAAAG
This is a messenger RNA of Tinamus guttatus (white-throated tinamou), 850 nucleotides long. It is a transcript of the gene PPA2, whose product is annotated as inorganic pyrophosphatase 2. Gene Ontology annotation, biological process: phosphate-containing compound metabolic process. The record is from RefSeq and is a predicted model, not a curated record. NCBI's taxonomy places the organism in Eukaryota, Metazoa, Chordata, Aves, Tinamiformes, Tinamidae. Gene Ontology annotation, cellular component: cytoplasm. Gene Ontology annotation, molecular function: magnesium ion binding; inorganic diphosphate phosphatase activity.